Mercurialis annua (annual mercury) is the source of this 1309-nucleotide messenger RNA. RefSeq lists its product as uncharacterized. The record is from RefSeq and is a predicted model, not a curated record. The transcript is spliced from 2 exons. Lineage: Eukaryota; Viridiplantae; Streptophyta; Magnoliopsida; Malpighiales; Euphorbiaceae. Gene Ontology annotation, cellular component: nucleus. Gene Ontology annotation, biological process: defense response to fungus. Bases 314 to 1072 code for a protein of 252 amino acids.
UUAUUAACUUCCGUGAUUAUAAGUAUUUUUAAAUUGAUUUAUUUGUAAUUCUGUGAUUAUUAUGAUAGCAUAUGUAAAUUGCAACCUGAGAUUCAGAAAAGGAUGUACGGCUGGGCCCUUUGCUGAAUUUGUUUAGGCAAUGGCUUAUUGUAGUGUUGGGUGGGAUAAAAAUUGGUUCUUUUGGUGAUCUCAUGCUGAUUUUUGUUGAUAAAUAGUUUUAGUUUUGAAGAUUUUAAUCAAAAUGGUGUUUUGUUAAUCGUCUUAACUUCAAAUCCGCAAAGUUGACAUUAGGGGUUGUGCCUGAUGAGAAUACAUGAAGUCUAAUAAACAUUCAGCUGUGAGUUAUUAUCGGAAAAUUAGCCCCAUGAUUCGCGCUGAAGGAGAUGAAAAAGUUCGAGCAGGAGAAAAUUGUUUUGCUGUCGAUGGAAGCACUGAUUUCCGAGAUUCUGGUACUGUGAAUGCUCGAACAUUGAAGAGAGCGUCUCCAUUUAAGUCUUCUGAUGUUGAAGCAUGUAAUGGGAAGGCCGUGAGAAGGAGAAUAAUGGAGAAAAAUGAUGAGAGCCAAGUAGUAAUAUCGGGGUGCUCAUCCACAUUGUGGAGAAAGGUAAAUGCCACGGAAGAAUGUCGCGGUAAAUUAUGCAUGCAAACUUCUUCUAGGGAAGCAUCGGCCUAUUGUGUUAAGGCUUUCCAUGCAAGAAGGUUGCAGUUGAAUGAUUCCGACAUUGACGAAUGUUCUGUCGGUAGCUGCAGUGUUGUUAGUAGCAGUCGAAGUAAACUAUGUAGCCGUUAUGCGGAGACUCUAAGUAGCGAAGCUAAAUCCUUUUAUGGACGUGGAGACGAGGAAGAAAAAUGUAUGAUCUCCUUAGGGGAGAAUGUAGCAGCAAGAAUUCAUAGAUUAGAGUUGCAUGCUUAUCGUUGCACUCUUGAGGCAUUGUAUGCUUGUGGACCCUUAAAUUGGGAACAAGAAGCAAUGUUAACAAAUCUCCGGAUCUCACUUAAUAUUUCAAAUGAUGAACAUUUGAUGGAACUACGGAACUUGAUAUCAUCUGGAGUAAGCAUUUACUGUAGGUAGCUGUUAAUCAAGAUCUCUGCUCCCUUGUGCAAUUUUCUUCCGGGGUAUUUUAAUACAUCAUGGCCUCGUAUCGUGUAAGUAGCAGGAUGAAAUGCAACCUCUUGGAGCUAUAUUACAAUUGUUUGAACUGCGUUACUGAUUUAGGCAAUAAAGAUUUUGUAUUUGAAAGCUAUGUAAGGAUUGUUGAGUAAAUAUUCCCAUUUUGUUUAUAGUGUUCAACAUUCAUGCUCCCUGCAA